UAAUUUCCCAAAUUGAAAACCCUAAGUUCCUAAUCAGAAACACUAACCUACCCAUUUUCUUCUCCCUUCAGCCGCCGAACCCCACCCCCUUUCUUCCUAAACAUAACGCUGAAAUGGAAUCAGACAGGGAGAGAGAGAGAAAAUCAGAGUGUGAUCCAAGCAGCCACCGUUCAGUCACCAAAGCCGCCGCUAGGGGUUCUUUGCCGUCACCGUCGUUGUCAUCCAUGCGAGCUGCAGCGCUGUGUAGUCCAGCCGUCGUGACCUGAGCCCACAUCACUGUCGCCUCGGCUGUUCCCACCGCCGUUGGAUCCGUCGCGCGCGUCACCGUCUGAGGAGCCACCGCCGUCCUUGCUCGUCAUCUCCCUUGGAGUCAUUGCUGUUCAUGCUCCGUCGUUGCUGCCCUUCCAUAGAGACGUGUCGCCAUCGCUGAGUGAUGGAGGAAGAGGAUGCACGAGAGGAGCCGCUGCUGCUGGGUUGCUGUUCUGCCACCGUCACUGUCACGUGAUGGAGGAGGAAAUUGCUCUACCACCAUCCGAGCUUGCAGUUGCAGUUGCCCAUAUUGCUGCCGCAGCUUCUUCGUUCUGUUAUUACUUUCUAAUUGUUAUGCCCUCGGCGCUGCCACUAGAAGUUUGUCAGGGUUAGUUAGAGCUACCGUUCUGAUUCUGCCGCAGCUUGUUCAGGGUUCCUGCUCAUCCCUGUUCUCUGUUCAGCCUUCACCAGAGUGCUGUCAUUGGAGAAACACCACUGAAACUGGGCCAGAUUCACCGGUAAUGCCACUUAUUGUGGUUGCUGCUGUUCUGAUCUCUGUGGGUUUCGACAUUGAGUGACACAGGUUCGAAGACUCAGUUUGAAGCUGUAGGCGAUUGUUAGACCUUAUCUAUGAGUUUUGUUUAUGAGUUAAGUUUCUUUCAUAGAGUUCCUCGCCUUUGUAGCUUUAGUUUUUAUUUCAUGCAGAGGGAUAGGAGUUGUAUCUGAAUUUUAUUUAAAUUCUCUUGUAUAAUGUUUAUUAUUAUUAAUAAGUUUAUGCUUAUUAUUACUUGGUGAUGUUUGCUAUGUGA
Arachis stenosperma is the source of this 1058-nucleotide messenger RNA. RefSeq lists its product as uncharacterized. The transcript is spliced from 2 exons. The record is from RefSeq and is a predicted model, not a curated record. Lineage: Eukaryota; Viridiplantae; Streptophyta; Magnoliopsida; Fabales; Fabaceae. The coding region runs from base 447 to 827 and encodes 126 amino acids.